Epithele typhae is the source of this 1266-nucleotide messenger RNA. RefSeq lists its product as uncharacterized. The record is from RefSeq and is a predicted model, not a curated record. The coding region runs from base 1 to 1266 and encodes 421 amino acids. The transcript has 5 exons. Lineage: Eukaryota; Fungi; Basidiomycota; Agaricomycetes; Polyporales; Epitheliaceae.
AUGCCUGCGAUGCACCCCAACCAUAGAGAAGUCCUCGAGGAUAUGAUCCACACACGCUACUCCAAGCUGACGCUUGGACGCAUCGAGGAGGCCCUGCAUUACGGCCGAUCGGACCCGCUGCCAUUGCCCCUCCUAGCACACACCUCAACUGAUGCCAUACACAUCGCGCUGGCGUUCGCCAUGCGUCAAAACACUUUCCUCGCUCGCCGCGUGGUGAACCUUCAACAGGAAAUGGCUGCACUGCUUCAAAGAGUGCAGAGCCUCGAGGACCACAGCCCCGUCGCGGCCUCACCUGUCGUGCUCGCUCCGCCCGCCGUCACCGCGCCCGCUCCUCCCGCCGUUGUGCCUCCGCCCGUCGCCCCAAUCACCCCCGCUCCCCCCGCCAUCGCGCCUCCACCCGUUGCCCCCGUUGCCCCCGCCGUCACCGCACCUGCUCCCGCUUUGCCCCAGUUGCUCCCGCCGCCGCCGCCGCCGCCAUCGCCGCCUGCUCCCACGCCCCGCCGCCCCGCCAUCGCGCCUCCCAUCGCCCCCGUCGCCCCCGCCCUCGCCCCCCUGUUCACCUUCUCCGAUCCCGCCGUCUCUUCUUUAACUGCUGUGCGUGGUUGGCCGGACUACUCCCUUCGCGGACAUCCCAUGACGGUCUACAAGCAGUGGUGGUUCUCCCCCACGCCGCUUCUCGAUCUCCGCGACCGCACGCUCAAGCGCUACGCUCCCUUUGAAUUCGACAACGGCAUGAGAGCGAUGAUGGGCCCGGCGGCGGAGGACGCGGAGGACAAUCGUUUCCAGGCGAUUCAGGCGAACGCAGCUGCCAUGGGGGUCCGAGUAUGGGCCGAUCCCAGUCGCCUCGACUUUGGUAACUGGGCCGACGCCUGCAUCAUCACCCUCAACGCCGCCCAUCAUCUGCGGCUCACCGCCCUGGACGGUAAUCCGCAUGCCGCGAAGGCUUACUUCGCUAUCUACUUCUUCAACGUCCACGGGGUGCUGCGGCGUCACGAAGCCGCUCGCUACGUCGUUCGACACUACGCUGAAGACUCCCCUUACCUUCCAGACGACCCCGAGCUGCGGAUCAUCAAGGGUCUUGCACGGAAGGGCAAGGCGAAGGCCAGGGCUCGUGGGUUCCUUGCAGGAGGGGGGUUCGCUCCAGUGCCUCUCACGCAGGUAUACGCUGCCACCGAUGUCCCUUUCCUCCAAGGCUUCCGCUACACCUACGACAACAACUUCUCCGACGAGUUCGACUCGGACCAGGAGGACGUUGUUUUGGGGUAG